AUGGCGGAGCUGCGGGCCUGGGCAGGAUCCAGUGAGUUCCGCAGGGCCCCAAUCCGCACUGCGUCCCACAGGGUCCCCACCAGCACUGCCAUGCCCGUCAGGGAGAAGAGAACAAAGCCCACGAAGCCUGCAGAGAAUGAACAGAAGCCUUGCAGUGCUGUUUAUCGGCGACCCUACAGGGACAGGGUGAUUCAUUUGCUUGCUCUGAGGACUUACAAGAAGCCAGAGUUACUUGCUCGCUUGCAGAGAGAUGGAGUCAUGCAAAAGGACAAGGGCACCCUUUCCAAGAUCCUUCAGCAGGUAGCCAAGUGGAAUGCAAAGGAUAAUUCCUUCAGUCUGAAGGAACAUCUGUUUCAAACCCUUCAGACUGAUUGGCCUGGCUACACUGAAAUAGACAGACAGAAUUUGAAGUUAAUACUUUCUGGAAAAUAUGUAGCCAUUGUCUCCUUGGAGCAACGCCAGCGCUACAAGGAUGACUUUAAUGCAGAGUAUGAGGAAUACCGGAAUUUACACUCUGUGAUUGACAAGACCACAAAGAAGUUCAAACAGUUUCAGGAGCAAUGGAAGUCUCUGACUCCAGGCUCUGAAGCCUAUCAGAGGCUGCAUGAUCCAAUCCUAGCAGAUUAUCAGCAGUUACAACAGGGUAGCCCCAGCUACUCUGAAAUGAAGAGCAGGUGCCUGUACCUCCACAAAAAGCUGGCCCAUAUUCAGAGGCGCAUUUCUGAAUAUGACCAGCAGUGA
This is a messenger RNA of Zonotrichia leucophrys gambelii, 741 nucleotides long. Its product is annotated as RNA polymerase II elongation factor ELL2-like. Lineage: Eukaryota; Metazoa; Chordata; Aves; Passeriformes; Passerellidae. Gene Ontology annotation, cellular component: transcription elongation factor complex. The transcript has 6 exons. The record is from RefSeq and is a predicted model, not a curated record. Gene Ontology annotation, molecular function: cis-regulatory region sequence-specific DNA binding. Gene Ontology annotation, biological process: snRNA transcription by RNA polymerase II; positive regulation of transcription elongation by RNA polymerase II; transcription elongation by RNA polymerase II. Bases 1 to 741 code for a protein of 246 amino acids.